AUGGCUUACUACGAUGACUCUGCUGGGGACUCCCAGCCCUUUGGAAGACCUCCCAAAUCCUACGAAGGCAACAUUGUGGGACCGCGACGACCAAGACUGGUAACCGACUAUGGCUCUUCGCUGGUACAAUGGAUGCGCACACGACAGCCUCGGUACAAGGGGGGCCAUCGCAUGGAGGUUGAAAGACCCAGUGCGAGCUAUGUGAUCGAUAUGCUGCCACCAUUAGCACGAAUCCACAACCCCGCUGACACAAUUCCCGUCCGACACUUGCACCAAUCUAUUGGAAAGUCCAAGAAGCCGAUCACAGUUGUAAGAUGGACGCCCGAGGGAAGGCGUCUGUUGACGGGUGGGCACACCGGAGAAUUCAUGCUGUGGAACGGAACUGCGUUUAACUUCGAAACGGUCAUGGACGCGCAUUAUGACCAAUUACAAGCGGGCGUUACCUCGCUGGCGUGGUCUCACAGCCAUGACUGGCUGAUCUCGGGUGGGCAGAAGGGCGAUGUGAAGUAUUGGCGGCCCAAUUUCAACAACGUCGAGACGAUUGACGAUGCACACCACGAUGCCGUACGAGAUUUGGCGUGGUCUCCAAGCGACACCAAGUUCCUUUCGGCCUCCGACGAUACCACCCUCAAGAUCUUCGACUUCACCGCAAGGACUUGCGAUACUGUCCUGACAGGACACAAUUGGGACGUUAAGUCAUGCGAUUGGCACCCUACCAAAGGACUUCUUGUUUCCGGCUCCAAAGAUCACCAGGUCAAGUUCUGGGAUCCUCGAACGACAAGAUGUUUGACAACCCUUCAUAGCCACAAAAACACGGUCACAACGACACGCUUUUCGCGCGUCAAUAGCAAUCUGCUUGCCACUUCGUCGCGUGACCAGACGGCAAGAGUUUUUGACUUGCGAAUGAUGCGCGAUAUUUGCAUCUUGCGAGGUCAUGAAAAACCAAUCUCCUCUCUCACAUGGCAUCCCGUUCACAGUUCCCUCAUCUCCACGGGCAGCGAGGACGGCUCAUUGUAUCAUUACCUACUCGACGAGCCUAACCUGCCAUCUGGUCAAAUUCCUACGAUUGCUCCGUACGACAGCCCGGACCCCGCAAACACACCUGCACAAGUCAUAUACCCCGCUCAUCGGGUACAGUACGCACACGGGGCCACUAUCUGGUCACUCGAUUGGCACCCGCUUGGUCACAUUCUUGCCUCGGGUUCGAAGGAUAAUUUCACCCGGUUCUGGUCUCGGGCUAGGCCCGGAGAAACUAGUUACAUGAAAGACAGAUUCCAUAUCGGAGAAGAGGCGGCGGAGGCUCAAGGAACAUGGAGUCGCGGGUUUGGGAGACGACAGAUGCGUGAGGAGGAGGAGCAAGAGCUGCAGGAUGAGGCCGAGGGUCUGGUUGAUCAGAAGAAAACUUCUGGACCCCCCGGCCUACCCGGGAUCCAGGCGCAACCCGGCGGUGUACCUCUGCAGGAUGGUUUCGGUUCAUUAUUGCCAGGAAUCGGCGCUCCUCAACCUCUACCGCAGCCUGGCUAUCCUGCGUCGAUGCCUCCGAUGGACCCUAACCGUCUGGCACAAUAUCUAUCUAGCCAGCCACCGCCCCCGCCGAAUAACUACCCCCCAACGACAGGCUUCCCCGGCUUCCCCGGCUACCCGAUGCACCCAGCCAUGUCGGGGCCUCCACCAUCAAACGCCGACCUUGCGGAGCUUCAGAAGCAGCUUAUGUCCCAAGGUAUCCCCUUACCACCAAACUUCCCUCCACCGAACCAUGGCGGCAUGCCUGGAGGUCUACCCGGACUGGGUGGUGGAGGUGCCCCCGACAAUGGGUACGGAAGAUAGCUCUCCUGGAUUGCUGAAUAUAUGUUGUCCUAGAGUUCUGCCACCAUAUAUGUUGGUGAUUCGCCAUGUGACAUGCACACAUGUUAGGUAAUGCCUUAGCCUGUAGUCCUCCAGGAACAGGCUGUACUCCGAUACAUCUUUAGGCAUAAAUUGCAUGCCUUGAACCCUGGCCUGCAAGGGGACCGGGCAUGUCUGUACUUGAAUGAGCAUCAUGAAUGGAUCUUGACCUUCGAUCUGUUCUCUUCAUAGACCACCUGGCAUCGGGAAACUCGAUAGAAUGAGGACCAGAACAUUAAUACC
This is a messenger RNA of Aspergillus japonicus CBS 114.51, 2127 nucleotides long. RefSeq names its product WD40 repeat domain-containing protein. The record is from RefSeq and is a predicted model, not a curated record. The transcript is spliced from 4 exons. The coding region runs from base 1 to 1827 and encodes 608 amino acids. Gene Ontology annotation, cellular component: mRNA cleavage and polyadenylation specificity factor complex. NCBI's taxonomy places the organism in Eukaryota, Fungi, Ascomycota, Eurotiomycetes, Eurotiales, Aspergillaceae. Gene Ontology annotation, molecular function: protein binding.